AGAAGAUACCCACCCCCAAAGAAGCCAGCUGUUUCAGGCUGGCUUUCCCAUCCUUUUUGCUGAUGAAGGCUCCUGCACACCCCAACAAGGCAACAAAGCUGCAGAUCCCCCUGUGAGCACAAAAAGCCAUAGACAUUUAACUCUCUCUCUCUCUCUCUCUCUGUCUAAAUUUGACCCCCCAAAUAUGAGUGUCAGGUUAUAGAAACUGGAAUUGCAAUCCCUCCCCUUUUUGUUUCCUAAUCCUGUCUUUGAGAUUCCUCCCACCUCCAUCCCUUUUUAUGUGGUUUGUUGGUUGUUCUUGUACAAGCUUUAUAGAGGCUGGCUGUCAGGCAAAUGGUGAAACUGAAGAUUGGAGAAGGGUUAAGGAUGGAUUCAGAUGCAUGUUCCUUUGAAUGCUUAAACCUUGGGGGUCAUUGACUCAUGAGAUCUGAUGGCAUGGUUGGAGAGAAUUGUUCAUCUGAACAAGAUAACCAACCAGGGAAAGAUUUCAUAUAUUUCUUACCAGUGUCGGAAUAAAUUGGAGUUUGUCCUUUUAGUGUAGUGAAUGGUGUGUGACUGGUGAUUUUUCUCUCCGCCUUCACCUCCUUGUCCUUUUAUGCAAAGAUCCAUGAGUAUUAGUGGACCUUCCUGGGUUCGUUACCUUUGGGCUAUCAUCAUUAUCAGAGCAUGCCGAUGUCAUAAAAGAAGAUUAGGACAAAGUAGAUCCAUUGGAUGAGAAAGAAGAUAGAUCUCGAUGGAUUUCACGAGCUCACAAUUUCCUAAGCUGAUCAUGUGCCAUAUGAAGCCAGUUAUAUGCAGGUGCUUUGUAUUGGUAAUCUUCAUUCUUGUAUUCAGAACUAUUCUCCUUUCUCCCUUCCCUGGUGUUCAUUUGUUUCAACAGAGGGGUUCUUUCUGGAUACCUGCCUCUACUGCUUCUAAUUCACAAUUAGGCGUCAGAAGAGACAAAUUUGUGGAGGUUCCUCAGAUUAUUUGGGGUCUAAAUAAUCAGAAAAUAGCAUUUGCAAGAGCAAUUUUGACUGCAAGAUUUUUGAAUCGAACUCUUCUAAUGCCUAGCUUGAGUGCUUCUCUGUUUUACAAAGAAAUUGACUUACUGGAGCCAAUUUCAUUUGAUAAGUUGUUCCAUUUUGAGAAGUUCAAUUCCCUCUGCCAUGGAUUCGUCCGGUUGGGCCGUUAUUCUGAUCUCUCAAAUCAAACCAAGCCAUUUGAGCUCCAGAAGGGAAGUGGCAGGAAGUGGACCAUAGAGCGAGACUUGAAUCAGUUAAAACAAUGCAGGGAUGAUUCAAUUGACAAGUUUGAGGUAAUUCGGAUUGUUGGAAAGCAUCCCUUCCUUUGGCGUGAUCAUUGGGCUGUCAAGGACUACGCAAAGAUUUUCGAGUGUCUGGUAUUGGUCGAUGAAAUAGAAAAUGAGGCGAUGAAGGUUAUAUCCAGGAUUAGAGAGAUAGGUGCUAAGGAAAGAAGUAAAGUUGAUAUUGCUAAGAAAGAAUUUAACUCAGAUGGUUCGGUAGACCAACCUGUGCCUUAUAUAGCUGUCCACAUGAGGAUAGAGAAAGACUGGAUGAUCCAUUGUAAGAAGCUGGAGCAGAAAUCAAAUAUCAGUCAGAUCUGCAGUAGCAAAGAGGAGAUUAUGGAAAGGGUAGCCCACAUCACUGGCUUACACAAGCCAAUCGUGGUUUAUCUUGCCGUCGCCGACAGCCUCCUAGAAGAUGGUUCUAUGUUGAGUGGUUGGAAAGAUGGCCUUCUUCCUUAUGAGAAAAAGAGAUUAGGGGUCUGGAAUAUAUACGAGAAGUACCCUUACCUCAUCCGGUCUGCAAUCGACUACGAGGUUUGCUCAAGAGCUGAUGUUUUUGUUGGCAAUAGUUUCUCUACAUUUUCCAGCCUUAUAGUGCUAUCAAGAACACAGAAGUUGAUCAGCAUGGGCAUUCCAGGGGCAUGCGGAAUUGAUAUCAGGCUUGCUUCAUAUGCUUACAAUAUAUUGGGAGAGUCCAGGGGCCCAAAGAUAUGGAUGACAGAUAUGUCUGCCUCAAGCCUUCAAAGCAUAAGCUAUGGGACUAACAAUGUCUCAUGCUAUAGCAACUGGAAAGCAAUGAUGUUAUAAAACCAAGUUAAGCGGAUGGAUGGUGUAUAUUUUGGGAAAGGUAUUCUUUUAUUAUAUCUCAUACCAGUUGAGUGCACUAUUAUUGGUGACCUCUUGUGGAUCACACUCCUUUAAAGCUGGCUCAUUAGUCGGAUAUCUAUGUGCAAAUGCAGUUACUGACUUGCAACUGUUGCAUAACAUGACACAAUCUACAGCAUUAUUUUCAGGUGUGGUAUGUGAAUGAUACAGCAAAAGCAUUUCACAAUGUUAUUCAUGUUGAAUUUAUUUAAUUUUUUAUAGCAUAAUGGGCUGCUGAUCUCUUGUUAAGCCUCAGUCAUAUGUUGAUAGAUAUCGAACUGAGAAGGCCUUUUUGUUUGUACAUGUUAAAUAGAAGAAGAGAUGUUGCUUGUUUCUUUA
Messenger RNA from Phoenix dactylifera (date palm), 2491 nucleotides. The record is from RefSeq and is a predicted model, not a curated record. NCBI's taxonomy places the organism in Eukaryota, Viridiplantae, Streptophyta, Magnoliopsida, Arecales, Arecaceae.